GUCCCUUCCCCACUGUGCCUGUCAUCCACCCUCGCACACACAUCCCCAGCACCCUCCUCAGUCUGCCGCCUGUCCCUUUCCCACUGUGCCUGUCAUCACCUUCCCACAUCCCCGGCACCCUACUCAGUCUGCCGCUUGUCCCUUCCCCACUGUGCCUGUCAUCACCCCCUCACAUCCCCAGCACCUUUUUAGUCUGCUGCUUGUCCCCUCCCCACUGUGCCUGUCAUCCACCCGCUCACAUCCCCAGCACCCUCCUCAGUCUGCCGCCUGUCCCUUCCCCACUGUGCUUGUCAUCACCCUCCCACAUCCCCAGCACCCUCCUCAGUCUGCCACCUGUCCCCUCCCCACUGUGUCUGUCAUCACCCCCUCACAUCCCCAGCACCCUCCUCAGUCUGCCGCCUGUCCCCUCCCCACUGUGCCUGUCAUCACCCCCUCACAUCCCCAGCACCCUCCUCAGUCUGCCGCCUGUCCCCUCCCCACUGUGCCUGUCAUCCACCCCCACACACACAUCCCCAGCACCUUCCUUAGUCUGCAGCCUGUCCCCUCCCCAGCGUGCCUCUGUGGCAUUCUGUAUCUCAAGGUAGCACCCUGGAACCUCCAUAUUCACCCCUGUGAUAAGAGUAGGAUCACUGUUUUGUACAAAGUCUGCCUUGUGAGGUUUCAUUUUAAAAGCCUUAAUCUGUUGAACAUUAAUAUCCUGUGGGAUUGGAUGUGCUAUUGUUACAUAUGAAGUUAUGAAGUAUUGCUGUAUGCGUCACUGACAUAUGUUGUGAAGUUGGGAACACCCACAGCCAGCCUUUCGGUUACAACAAAGGAGUAGCCAUCAAUACCCCGAGGACGUUAAUGACUCAUCAACGCCUGGGUCAGUAGCCCAGAGGAGGCACAUACACUAUAGGAGGAGACUAAUCCACAUUACAGCAAAUAUCUUUCCAGCAAGCUGGAAGAUAUCACUUGACCCCUUCCCCCCAUCUCAACAUCUGGAAGCACGUCUGAAAGACAACGGCCCCAGGCUAGAAGAUGGUCCCAGGCUUUGCAUUGAGGAGCUGUAACCUACUUUGACCAGCUGUCAGGAUGCCGGUGACCUUCGAGGAAGUGGCUGUGUAUUUCACCCAUGGGGAAUGGGCCUUGCUGGACCCGGGUCAGAGAGCCCUGUACAGGGAUGUCAUGCAGGAGAAUUACAGGAAUGUGACCUCGCUGGGUUUUCCAAUUCCCAAGCCCAGCGUGAUCUCCCAGUUGGACAGAGGGGAAGAGCCAUGGGUCUCUGAUCUCCAGGGGUCCCAGGCUAGAGAGAUCCAGAGAAACAUCCCCAGAGCAGGUGAUGAAACAGUGAGUGAGAGCAAUGAAGAGAAUCCUUGUCCCGCAGGCCGUGAGCGAAUGGAACCAAAGGGGAUGUUGCUGGGAAGGUGUGAAGGGGAUGAUUCACAGAGUCCUGGGCAGGCCAGAGAAACUCAGUGUAGGCCAGAGAAGCAGCAGGGAAACCCCCCAGGGAAGACACUGGGUGAAUCCACUCACCUAGAGGGAUGUUUGAAAGAUCCCAAUGUGGCCACGAUCCAGGCGAGAAUCUGCACUAAGGAGAAGCGGUUUGAAUGUGCCGAGUGCAGGAAACGCUUCAGUUCUGGAUCACACCUUGUUAGACAUCAGAGAUCUCACACAGGAGAGACCCCCUAUCACUGCCCUGAGUGUGGGAAACAAUUCAAUGACCAAUCAAACCUUAUUAGACAUCAGCGAACCCACACAGGAGAGAGACCCCACAAGUGCCCUGACUGCGGGAAAUGCUUCAGUCAGAGGUCAGGCCUUAUUGUACAUCAGAGAAUCCACACAGGAGAGAAAUGCCAUAAAUGCCCUGACUGUGGACAAACCUUCACUCAGAGUGCACAUGUAACUAGACAUCAGAGGAUUCACACGGGCGAGAGACCCUAUGGAUGCCCAGAGUGUGGAGAAAGCUUUGCUUGUACCUCAGACCUUAUUAUACACCUGAGAGUCCACACGGGGGAGAAACCCUAUAGCUGCCCCGACUGUGGACAAAGCUUCACUCAGAGUCAUCACCUUACUGACCAUCGGAGAAUUCACACAGGUGAGAGACCCUAUGCCUGCCCCGACUGUGGGAAGAGCUUCAGACAAAAAUCUGGUUUCAAUGUCCAUCGGAGAAGGCACACAGGAGAGUGCCCCUAUCAAUGUUCCAUCUGUGAGGAAAGGUACAAGACCAAGACUUCCUUAAUAUUCCACAUGAAACUCCACAUCGACUAGUGCCGGCCACUUCCCCUCCUUUUCUCUCUGCGUCUGUAGAGAUGGGGGGAAUCAUGAGGAUAAUAAAGAGUUGUCCAACGCCCUAGGGAGCCAAGUGGCUCCACUGUUGACGUGUGUGCUGUGUGUCUCAGGAGGAUGGAGGCACCGGGAGUGUGACAUUAUUAUUACUGUAUUGCAUUGUUCUCUGACCCGCUCUCAUCCCUUCCCGGCGCUCUCUGUCAGGGGCAGGCCGAAGGGUUCAGCUGGGUUUCCUGGUCCCUGUUUUCAACCAGGGGCUCAGUUCACAUUGUUGCACACUGGGAUUAUUCUGGAAAUUGCCGCCCCGGGAGGCAUUUUACCCCUGUUUCAGUGUGGGGCAGUGGGGAGAGGAGGGGUCUGAAAUUUCUGGGAAGUCGGGUGUCUGUGGAGUCUUUAUUGCUCAUUGAAUGAUUUUGUCAGUGUUGUUCAGUUAUUUGUUCCCUCCCUCCAAAUAAGAUGCAAAUAAAACUUCUGGCAAAUCCCA
This is a messenger RNA of Mauremys mutica (yellowpond turtle), 2749 nucleotides long. RefSeq names its product zinc finger protein 239-like. NCBI's taxonomy places the organism in Eukaryota, Metazoa, Chordata, Testudines, Geoemydidae. The record is from RefSeq and is a predicted model, not a curated record. The transcript has 4 exons. Gene Ontology annotation, biological process: negative regulation of transcription by RNA polymerase II. Gene Ontology annotation, cellular component: nucleus. Bases 1072 to 2247 code for a protein of 391 amino acids. Gene Ontology annotation, molecular function: DNA-binding transcription repressor activity, RNA polymerase II-specific.